AGCUGAUCAAGAAACCAUGUCUGAAAACACCACAGAUGAGUAUCCGAUCAAGACAGUAGUAGUCCUAGUCCAAGAAAACAGAUCCUUCGAUCACAUCCUAGGAUGGAUGAAGUCCCUCAACGCCGAAAUAGACGGCGUGACAGGGGAAGAAUCCAAUCCUCUGUCGGCAUCCGAUCGCAUCCACUUUGGCCACCGCGCUUCCAAUGUUGUCUCCGACCCCGGCCACUCAUUCGAGGCCACGUUUGAGCAGGUCUUCGGCGUCACAUUCAACGACGCCCCGCCCAAUCCGGCGCCCACAAUGGAAGGCUUUGCUCGGCAGGCGGAAACCAUCCAAGAAGGCAUGGCUGAAGUAGUCAUGAACGGGUUCACCCCCGAAUCUGUGCCCGUGUUCAGACAGCUGGUUUCGGAGUUCGCUGUCUGUGAUCGCUGGUUCUCCUCGGCGCCCACUUUGACGCAGCCGAAUCGGCUGUUCAUACACUCCGCCACGGCCUACGGCGCCACGGCCAACGACACGAAAAUGCUCGUCCAAGGUUACCCUCAGAAGACAAUCUUUGAGUCCAUGGAGGAGAGUGGCUUCUCCUUUGGGGUUUAUUAUCAGUAUCCUCCUUCCACCCUCUUUUACAGGAACUUGAGAAAAUUGAAGUACGUAAGAAACUUUCAUCAGUUUGAGCUGAGUUUCAAGAGGCACUGCAAGGAGGGGAAGCUGCCAAACUAUGUGGUAAUAGAACAACGUUAUUUCGAGACAAAAUUGGUGCCCGGAAACGAUGAUCAUCCGCCCCACGACAUCUCCGAAGGCCAAAGAUUUGUCAAGGAAGUCUACGAGGCGCUGAGGUCGAGCCCGCAGUGGAACGAAAUCUUGUUUGUGAUUAUAUACGACGAGCACGGUGGAUUCUAUGAUCAUGUCCCGACGCCGGUUGCUGGAGUCCCGAGCCCUGACGACAUCGUUGGGCCCGAGCCGCAUAAGUUCAAGUUUGAUCGGCUCGGAGUCAGAGUCCCCGCCAUAUUGGUGUCUCCCUGGAUCGAACCCGGAACAGUGCUGCACGGGCCGUCGGGACCUUACCCGACAUCAGAGUUCGAGCACUCGUCGAUUCCGGCGACGGUGAAGAAGCUUUUCAACCUUAAAAGCUUCUUGACGAAGAGGGAUGCUUGGGCAGGCACGUUUGAGUGUGUCCUAAACAGAACAGCUCCUCGUACAGACUGUCCAGUUAGAAUGGUUGGUGCAGUGAGUCUGCCGGAGCCGGUGAAGACGAGGGAAGCUGCGGCGGACGAGGAGGCGAAGCUGUCGGAAUUCCAGGGAGAGCUGGUGCAGCUGUGUGCCGUGUUGAGAGGCGAGGAUGCGAACACGGGCGUGUUCCCAGCUGGGAAGGCAGCGGAAGGCAUGAAAGUGGUUGAGGCAGCUGAAUACGUGGGUAGUGCCUUCCGGAAGUUUCUGGAUGACUGCGACGAUGCGCGGCGGAAUGGAGCCGAUGAAUCGUAUAUUGUCUGCGCCGCCAAGCCGCCGCCGAAACGUCGCUCUAAAUCGUUGGCGGGAAAGAUCUUUUCUUGCAUCACUUGUGGAAAUAAUUGAGGUGUAAUGGCAUGAAAUAAAAGUAUGUACGGUCUAAGAAAAUCUUAAAUAAAAAUUUUAAAAAUAA
Messenger RNA from Andrographis paniculata, 1634 nucleotides. Its product is annotated as non-specific phospholipase C3-like. The transcript is spliced from 4 exons. The record is from RefSeq and is a predicted model, not a curated record. The coding region runs from base 17 to 1567 and encodes 516 amino acids. Gene Ontology annotation, molecular function: hydrolase activity, acting on ester bonds. Gene Ontology annotation, biological process: phospholipid catabolic process. NCBI's taxonomy places the organism in Eukaryota, Viridiplantae, Streptophyta, Magnoliopsida, Lamiales, Acanthaceae.